UAAAGACCCGCAAGAUAUUCUUCCCAGGGCUGAGCAUUGAAAUGGUACCAUGGACAGCGGCAGAGUCGCCAGCAGCGCUUAUCUACAGGAAUCUCUGAUCGUUGUGCCCCUGGGAACUAAUGAGGAUACCGUGUAAAGCCUCGACUUUGUGAAGUAAAACAGGUUUGUACUCAUUGAGGAACUAAAAAUGCCAGUUCUAAAGAAAUCCACCUUGGGAAGCACAGAGGGCAAAAGCUGUGAAGAUGCAAAGAUGCUGCCAAAGUUACCUGUGCCUCCUCUUAAGCAAACUAUGGACACAUAUCUUAAGUGCAUGAAACACUUGGUAACAGAGGAACAGUACCAGAAAAGCAAGGCCGUAGUAGAUGCAUUUAUGAUGCCGGGGGGCGAGGGAGAAACGCUGCAGGAAAAACUACUAGAAAGGAGGGAAAAAAUGGAAAACUGGAUACACCUUUACUGGCUGGAUGAUAUGUAUUUGAACAAUCGUUUGCCUCUUCCAGUAAAUUCCAGUCCCGCCGUUAUAUUUGCCAGGCAUAACUUUAGGGAUACCAAUGACCAGUUGAGGUUUGCUGCCAACCUUAUCUCUGGAGUGCUGGAUUACAAAACCAUGUUGGAUUCGCAGGCUCUGCCUGUAGAUUUUGCUCGGGGUCAGCUUUCAGGACAACCUAUGUGUAUGAAACAGUACUAUGGUCUCUUUUCUUCAUACCGCCUUCCAGGAACCAUCAAAGACACUUUGGUGGCACAGGAAAGCACCAUUAUGCCAGAGCCUGAACACAUUAUUGUUGCAUGUAACAAUCAGUUCUUUGUACUAGAUGUUGUCAUUAAUUUCCGUCGUCUUAGUGAGGGGGAUCUGUUUACCCAGCUGUGUAAAAUUGACAGAAUGGCAAAGAAUGAAGAAGAGAUGCUUCCUCCAAUAGGCUUAUUAACAUCAGAUGGGCGAGCUGAGUGGGCCCAUGCACGAGAAACCCUCAUGAAAGAUUCAACAAACCGAGAUUCUUUGGAUAUGAUUGAACGGUGCAUGUGCAUAGUGUGUUUGGAUGCUCCAACAAAGAUGGAGUUAAAUGACACCAACAGGGCUUUGCAGUUACUUCAUGGAGGAGGAAUUGGUAGGAAUGGAGGCAACCGGUGGUAUGAUAAACCCAUGCAGUUUGUCGUGGGAAGCGAUGGAGUCUGCGGUACAAUUUGUGAGCAUUCUCCAUUUGAUGGAAUCGUCCUUGUACAAUGUACAGAACACCUCCUUAAAUAUAUGAAAAAUAGUCCCAAAAAAUUAGUGAGAGCAGAUUCAGUCAGUGAGUUACCAGCUCCAAGAAGACUUCGGUGGAAAUGUUCUCCAGAAAUUCAGGGGCACUUAGCGUCCUCAGCAAACAAACUGCAAAGAAUUGUGAACAAUCUUGAUUUCAUUGUUUAUAAGUUUAAGAACUACGGGAAAGAGUUUAUCAAGAAACAAAGAAUGAGUCCUGAUGCUUUCAUUCAAGUAGCACUUCAACUUGCUUUUUACCGCUGUCACAGAAAACUUGUGCCAACCUAUGAGAGCGCUUCUAUUCGGCGAUUUCAAAUGGGACGUGUUGAUAACAUAAGGUCAUCAACUGCAGAAGCACUAGCAUUUGUAAAUGCAAUGGUUGAUGGGGAAACAACAGUAACGAAUAUAGAGAAGAUGGAGUACCUUAGGGCUGCAAUAAAGUCUCAGACAGAAUAUACAAUUCAAGCUAUUACUGGGAUGGCAAUAGACAACCACUUACUCGCACUAAGGGAGUUAGCACAAGAGCAUUUCAAGGAACUUCCUGAGCUCUUUCGAGAUGAGAUGUACUUAACUAGCAAUCGAUUCAUCCUCUCUACCAGUCAGGUUCCAACAACAAUGGAAAUGUUCUGCUGCUAUGGCCCUGUUGUCCCAAAUGGGUAUGGGUGUUGUUAUAAUCCACAGCCAGAACACAUCCUCUUCUGCGUCUCAAGCUUUCAUGACUGCAAAGACACAUCCUCAAGUAAAUUUGCCAAAGCUGUAGAAGAAAGUCUCCUUGCCAUGGGGGACUUAUGCUUAAAAUGUAAUUGCGAGGUCCAAACACCAGUCAAGGAAAAAAAGGCACAAAACAGGCACAAGCCAUAAAUGCUUUAUUUUGCUAUGCAAAAAUAUAGGAUAGUCAAAGUAUUUUCUUUAAUUAUAUUUUUGUGACUGUUAUCUUUGCUUAUUUUUGGAAUAAUGUGCAGAUGACGGAUUUUAGGAAAACUCGAGGAACGAGCCAGUUAGUAAAUAAAUCAACAUCAGGCCCACUUGUUUAUUUUAUAUAACACAUAUUUCAUUUUUUUGUACAUUUAAAAAAACAGAAAAAAUCAUACUGCAUUUAUUUGAGUUUCACCGUAAUUAGUGGCAUUAAACUUUGCUGCAGUGCCUGAAACUCCAACGCCCUCUAUUGAAAUUUUUUGAAGAUUAAUUAGACUAAUAAAAUUAAAGCAAUAUCAUAACAGAUGCGUGUGAUCUCAGCAUGGGGUUGAUUUUAGAAAUUACAAUAAUUUAACUAAUCAUGAAAAUAUGAAAAUAUGCCCUCUUAGAAAAAUGACAAAUAAAUACCCUAAAUGCAUUUACAUAUAUUAUUUGCUCCACCUGCACUUUUCAAAAAUUGGCAUUAUAGCUUUUUCUGCUGGGCAUUUUGGGAGUAGUUUAUAAAAAUUAGGGAUGCACCGAAUGCAGGAUCCGGUUUGGGCAAAAUUCUGCCUUUUUCCGCAGGAUUCAGAUUCG
This is a messenger RNA of Xenopus tropicalis (tropical clawed frog), 2728 nucleotides long. RefSeq names its product choline O-acetyltransferase (gene chat). NCBI's taxonomy places the organism in Eukaryota, Metazoa, Chordata, Amphibia, Anura, Pipidae. Bases 188 to 2098 code for a protein of 636 amino acids. The transcript has 15 exons. Gene Ontology annotation, molecular function: choline O-acetyltransferase activity; acyltransferase activity. Gene Ontology annotation, cellular component: synapse. The record is from RefSeq and is a predicted model, not a curated record.